AUGCAGGCUACGACAGGUUUUUUUGGUUCUGAAUCCCCUCGUUCUAAAAUUCUUACGUAUGACAGUAUAAACCCUCACGUCAAGAAGGUAGAGUAUGCUGUUCGUGGAGAAUUGGCGAUUCGUGCAGAGGAAAUCAAAGAACGACUUGGGAAAAAAGAGGAUUUGGGUUUUGAUGCUGUUGUCGGUUGCAACAUUGGAAAUCCGCAGCAACUAUUGCAACGGCCAAUCACAUUUUUCCGUCAGGUCGCAUCUUUAACUGAAUAUCCAGACCUCUUGCUACCCGAAAAUAAAGAACACGUAAAAGCACUCUAUCCUCCUGACGCCAUCGAGCGCGCCAGAACAUUGCUAAAGCAGGUUGGAAGCGUUGGGGCCUAUUCACAUUCUCAGGGUAUUCCCCAUAUAAGACAGGAUGUUGCAAAAUUUAUAGAAGAAAGAGACGGGUAUCCUUCCAAUAAAGAUGAGAUUUUUUUAACUCAGGGAGCUUCCCCCGGUGUACAAAGUGUACUACAACUGAUAGUUACUCAUCCUAACGUUGGAAUCAUGAUACCCAUCCCACAAUAUCCUCUCUACAGUGCCACUCUUUCACUCUUUGAUUCACACGCUGUACCCUACUACUUAAAUGAAGAAGAUGAUUGGGGUUUAGAUAUUGACAUGUUGACCUCUUCACUUACCGAUGGGCGAGUGAAGGGUUUGGAAGUUCGCGCGCUUGUUAUAAUUAAUCCAGGGAAUCCAACUGGACAAUGCCUUACGGAACGAAAUAUGCGAGAAAUUAUCGAAUUUUGCUAUAAAGAACGUAUCGUUCUUCUGGCUGAUGAGGUUUAUCAAACUAACAUCUAUCAACCCGCUGAGCGACCAUUCCACUCUUUUAAGAAGGUUCUCAAGUCGAUGGGAAGCAAAUAUGACCAAUUUGAGCUUUUUUCAUUUCACUCAAUCUCAAAAGGAAUGAUUGGUGAAUGCGGAAGGCGCGGAGGUUACUAUGAAUGCACGGGUAUUGAUAAAGAGGUUGUUGAUCAACUUUACAAACUAGCCUCGGUGAGCCUCUGCCCAAAUGUUCAAGGACAGAUCAUGGUGGACUUGAUGGUGAAGCCACCAAAACGCGGUGAACCUAGCUACGAACUGUAUCAAAAGGAAAUUAGAGGAAUAUAUGAGAGCCUUAAACGGAGGAGCAAAAAGUUGAGCAACCUGUUUAAUAGUUUAGAAGGUGUGACAUGUAACAAUGCCCAGGGAUCCAUGUAUCUAUUUCCUCGAAUCCGUCUACCAAGGAAAGCGAUCGAAGCAGCUAGUGAGGCCGGGAAAAAACCGGACGUAUUUUACUGCUUGGCUAUGCUUAACGCCACAGGUGUAUGUGUGGUGCCUGGCAGCGGAUUCGGUCAGAAAGAUGGCACCUGGCAUUUUCGUAGUACAUUCUUACCACCCGAAGAAUUAUUCGACGGAUUUUGCGCAAGAUUGAAGAAAUUUCAUCAGGAAUUCCUUUCAAAAUAUUUUGAACUGUUGGACAGGCGUUCUGUAGCAGAUAUCUUUCGAAUACAAGUGAUCUCCAACACAGAUGUACGAUCUCCAAUAAUUACACUUGGAUCUACCUCGUUUUUUCACGUUCGUCACGAAAAUCUUUACAUUGUUGCAGUCACGAAAUGCAACGCUAACGCCGCACUAGUGUUCGAAUUUUGCUAUCGACUCAUAAACAUUGGCAAGGUGUAUUUCGGAAAGCUGGACGAAGAAGCAGUAAAAAACAAUUUUGUGCUGGUGUACGAACUGUUAGAUGGUGAACAUUCUUACAUUUUACAUCCUGAAUGUUGCCUUAAGAAAGUUUAUCUGAGAAAACAUGGAAAUUAUCACAAUAUUGUAACAUUGGACUACUUCGAUGAUAAUAUAACAACGAUCUUCUAUUCCAACAAUCUGAUGUUGACAUCACCAUUUUUAGAGGUACUCGACUUCGGUUAUCCACAAAAUAGUGAAACCGAAACUCUGAAACUAUACAUCACCACCGAGGGUGUAAAAUCAGAACGCGCAUUAAAGGAGGAUUCUUCGAAGAUCACAAUUCAGGCAACGGGAGCAACGGCGUGGCGUCGAUCGGAUGUCAAAUAUCGCAAGAAUGAAGCUUUCAUAGAUGUUAUCGAAUCAGUUAAUCUGCUAAUGAGCACAAAAGGUACCGUGUUAAGGGCGGAUGUUUCCGGACAAAUUAUGAUGAGAGCAUAUCUCUCGGGGACACCCGAAUGUAAGUUUGGGUUGAACGACAAAUUACUCUUGGAGAAAGACUCAGCACAUAGAGGAACUUCUAAAUCAAAUAGUUCCCAGAGGAGGACCAAUGCCGUGGAGAUUGAUGACUGUCAGUUUCAUCAGUGCGUCAAAUUGGGAAAAUUUGAUUCUGAUCGAACUAUUAGUUUUGUGCCUCCGGACGGUGAAUUUGAAUUGAUGAGAUAUCGUACGACCGAAAAUGUCAAUCUUCCUUUCCGCGUACAUCCUGUCGUCAAUGAAGUAGGAAAAUCGCGUGUAGAAUAUCGAAUCGCGGUGAAAGCAAACUUUUCUCAAAAGUUAUACGCAAACAAUGUUUUAAUAAGGAUUCCCACUCCCCUUAACACAGCAAAUAUUAAUUUACGCGUAGCCUCUGGAAAGGCAAAAUACGUGCCGGCUGAGAAUUCCAUCGUUUGGAAGAUACCCCGAUUUCAAGGACAAACCGAGGUGACGUUAUCAGGUGACGCCGAACUUUCGGCAAUGAUUAUUAAGAAAGCAUGGUCUAGACCACCAAUUUCAAUGGAUUUUCAAGUAUUAAUGUUUACCUCCUCGGGGUUGUUGGUGAGAUUUUUGAAAGUUUUCGAAAAAAGUGAUUACACCAGCGUCAAGUGGGUAAGGUAUAUGACCAAAGCUGGAAGUUAUCAAAUUAGGAAAAAAAUGUAUAAAGACGUCUCGCAAGACGAAGACGAAAAACAUGCGAAACCCGGAGGACUUAUGAGAUAUCUGUAUUGUGGGGGUAGAGCUUCUUGUGGAAAAACUUGCGGGAUCCUCUGUUGCUUCCUCUUCUUGAUCAUUGUUGGAAUUGUAGCUGCUGUCUUGCUAUGGGCUCGUCCUCCCGAAGUUACCUUCCUAGGAAUCGAACCUUCUAGUACGGCCCCUUAUGUUACGAGACCUUCAGGCUUCGAUUUCAACUUUAAUCUCAAGAUUCAAGUGAACAAUCCUAACAUUGUUGGCGCAACCUUUUCAAUGAUUAAAGCUGUGGCGUUUUAUCCAAAGCAUCAGAAUCCGAUAGGAGGCGGAAACCUAACGAAUGUCGAUAUUGCCAGCAAAGCAAACACAACUAUAUUUUUCCCGUUCUCGAUAAAUUAUAACGCAAACCUUGACCCAGAAUAUACAAUUUUAGUGGAUAUCGCGAAGAAAUGCGGUAUAAUCGGCAACAAUAAGACUAAGUUAGAAAUCGAUUAUACCUUGACUUUAUCGCUAAAGGUUAUAUUGAUAACCGUUAGUCCAAGCUUUAACAAGAUUGCAUUCUUUGAUUGUCCUAUUAAAGAUGGAAAAAUGCCUGAGAUACCAGGAUUCAAUAUUAGCCAGGCCUCAAAAGAUUUAGGUGGCAAAAAAGUCAAGAAAAGAUCGUUAUUAACUCCAAUGUAUCCCCUCCUAUAA
Molecule: messenger RNA, 3615 nt
Organism: Acaulospora morrowiae
Lineage: Eukaryota; Fungi; Glomeromycota; Glomeromycetes; Diversisporales; Acaulosporaceae
Source: the annotation of a GenBank genome assembly